Messenger RNA from Bipolaris zeicola 26-R-13, 930 nucleotides. RefSeq lists its product as uncharacterized. The record is from RefSeq and is a predicted model, not a curated record. Lineage: Eukaryota; Fungi; Ascomycota; Dothideomycetes; Pleosporales; Pleosporaceae. The coding region runs from base 1 to 930 and encodes 309 amino acids. The transcript has 2 exons.
AUGACAAGCUUUCUUAGGAACCCCUCACUCUUCAGUUGUGGCUCCGUCUACGCAGAGGAUAUGCGCCGCCGAUCCGAGCGACAGUGGAUGCCAGAACCUAGGAUUCCAUUCCGAAGCCGAAGCCUGUCUCCUGCUUAUACCAAUUACACUUAUGCUCAAGAAAAAGGAAAUCGCCGGCCAUACAAUACAGAAACACGUCGUGUCCCGUCUUCUCCCUUUAGUCUUUAUGGUUUUGCGCAAGACAAGGAAAACCGCCGUCCAUCCACUGCAGAGUCACGUUCCUCGACUUCGUCGCCCUGUAGUCCCGAGUACUACCUCAAGCAGCCUCGUACAAGAACACAUCGAACAUACCAGGCAGAGGACAGAGUACCAAGUCCCAAGUACAAGUGCGAGUAUGAGUAUGAGUACGAGUCUGUGGAGUUCAUACAGAUGCCAUGGGGGACAUCGUAUCAGUAUUCCUACGGGUACCCUGCUGAUCCACCUACACCACCUCAUUCACCGCGCACAGGAACAUACACUUCAAGCGGCAGAUCGCGGAAAGCACAUUACACAACUGAAGAACGUCGUCCACGUAGCGUUUCCCCCAAGCCCCGACGACAGCGUAAAAGUUCUAGUUCUCACCAGUAUCCUCGCUCACCGCCGUCGGAAUCCUACUCCUCGUAUCGUGAGUCUCCUCCUGUACCUGAGGGCAUUCAGCCUCGCAAAGAUCUGUACGCUGUACUCAAGAUCUCCCGUAGCGCUACGACCGACGAUAUCAAGAAGGCAUAUCGCGCUCUGAGCCUAAAGUGGCAUCCUGAUCGCUGCGCGAGCGAGGAUCGCGCAAAGGCCACGAAGAAAAUGGCCGAGAUCAACCAGGCAAAGGAGAUCUUGUGCGAUCAGGGAAAGAAAGAGUACUAUGAUCACUUCGGUCUGAUAUCCAGUGACUUGUAG